Messenger RNA from Entrophospora sp. SA101, 637 nucleotides. Lineage: Eukaryota; Fungi; Glomeromycota; Glomeromycetes; Entrophosporales; Entrophosporaceae. The record is from the annotation of a GenBank genome assembly.
AUGGUGGUGGUUGUGAUUGUCACGAUAUAUAAUAUUUUUUUUAACGUGAAUGCAUCUGUAGAUGAUGAAAUCAACAAGGAAACUGACGAUUCUCAAUAUGAUAAAACAAAAAAAAAUGAUGAUGAUGAUAAGGUAAAAACAUUAAGCUUAUUGAAAACACCAAUACAUGUGGCUGUUGCAACUGAACAAAAACUUGUCACAGAUAAGUCAACUGAAGAUGAAUCAAGUUUUAUAUCACAAUUAUUUAAUGAUAAUUACAUAGAAAAUCUAUCUGAAGAUGGUGUUGAUCUAAACAAUAUACAUAGAAAUUUAUCUAUUUCACCUUCAUCAAAUCAUCUAUAUAGUGAUAUAUAUCACAAAUAUUGUAUCUUGAAAAAAAACUGGAUUUGUGGUAAUUACAAAGAAACCUCCAUAAAAGGCAAAUUCAAUAAUUAUCCUCUGUGUCUUCAAAUGGAUGGAGAAAAAAUAAUCAUAAAUUCUGCUUUUAAUGAUAUAAGUAUUUAUGAAAUUGCAACAGGAAGAUUAAUUAGAACACUUGGUCUUAGUAAAACAAUUAAUUCAUUACAAUUUAUUGACAACACAUUGGUUUCUAAUUGUGUUGAUGACCAAAUGAUUCGUGUAUGGGAUAUAUUGGAGG